Messenger RNA from Varanus komodoensis (Komodo dragon), 3537 nucleotides. RefSeq names its product EYA transcriptional coactivator and phosphatase 2 (gene EYA2). The transcript has 16 exons. Gene Ontology annotation, biological process: cell differentiation; negative regulation of extrinsic apoptotic signaling pathway in absence of ligand; multicellular organism development. The coding region runs from base 1143 to 2789 and encodes 548 amino acids. Gene Ontology annotation, cellular component: nucleus. NCBI's taxonomy places the organism in Eukaryota, Metazoa, Chordata, Lepidosauria, Squamata, Varanidae. Gene Ontology annotation, molecular function: protein tyrosine phosphatase activity. The record is from RefSeq and is a predicted model, not a curated record.
CAUCUCCUUUCAUCAGUGCUCAGAGAAAGUAUAGCUCAGACUGUUGGCUUCUGAAGACAGGCACAGUUCGGCAAUGUGAGUAAGGGCAUGCAUGUGUUUACACAAUGAACUUCCCAGAAGCAUUUUCCAGAUGAAUAUUGAAAAUAAAGAAUGUUUGACUGGAUGGAACUGUGGUGUGUUCCAGCAAGGCUCUUCUGAAGUCAGUACUCCAUCUAGCAGUCAUGGAGCAAAUUCUGGGAACAGGUUGGAUCUGGAAAGUGACCACAGAUUAGCAGCAGAGGACAGGCUUUGCUUGCAAAGGUCCCAGGUUCCACUCUCAGUGUCUCCAAUUUUGGCUUUGUUUUUUUAAAAAGGAUCAGGUAGCAGGUGAUGGUGAAGUCCUCAGCCUGAGACAGCCUGAAAAGCACUUCAGAUCAGACUAUACAAUACUGGGCAAAUAGUCUGACCUGGCAGAAGGCAGCUUCCUAUCUACAGGAAGGCAGCUUCCUCUUGUAUUAACAAUUUGAUACACGUGUGUGUGUGUGUGUGUGCGCGCGCGCGCGCACAUGUGCGCGCACACUCAGGCUACCUGGAAACUCUGCUUCCUAUGGAGUGUAGUUAGUUAGGAAUGUAAUCACUUUGUGUGUGCUCGAACAAUGUAGUGAUUGAAGGAAAGGUGCUCCAUGUAAGGGAGUAAUGUCUGCAAACUGGUUUCUCCAUGGAUUGACUGGAUGUCAUUUACCAACAAUGCUAUCCCUUGGUCAAGCCCCAGUGGCACACAAAUGCUUUCUAGUAGUAGCAUCGUGCAGUGAGGAAAAAGCAGGUGGAAAAUGCAUGCUCAGAGAUCUCCUCUUUAUUACUACGAUGCUUACAUUUAACUUUGAGCCUUCAAAUAAACCGUACCCUUGAGUAAGUACUUACUUUCUAGUCAUCAGAAGCAGUGAUGUACCUCUCUACCUAAAUGAGUAAAACAAGAUUAAGAAAUUAAAGCACUUUCUAUAUCAAUGUUACAGAUGUACUGAGCAAGAAGAAAGACAGUAAAAGUUUAGAGAAAGCAGGAUACCCGUACACUGUAUAGAAGAUGCCUCUUCCAUUAAUAUCGAUACUGAGACGAACAUUGAAAGCCAGUGGCUGCUAACUACCGGGCACAACUUCUGUGAUUGAUGGGGCCAAUGGCAAACUUGUUUGAACUUGGAAUGUAUAAGGAAAUGCUAGAUCUAGUGAUCUCACCCAGCCUGACUGUAAAUAGAGAACACCCUGACAUUCAGAAGCUUAACCUUUCUAACACUUAUGCCACGAUUCCAGAUGACAUAGAAGGCAACAGUAAAGCUGCACCUCCGUGUUCUCUUCAUCUCUACGCUACGAAACAUUACCCCCAUAUAGUAACUGUCCCAACUUUUCCAACGAUGGCCACAUAUGGACAGACACAGUACAGUGCAGGAAUCCAGCAAACUGCUGCUUAUACUGCAUAUCCACCACCUGGGCAACCUUAUGGAAUACCUUCCUACAGCAUCAAAACUGAAGACAGUCUGAGCCAUUCACCAGGACAGAGCGGAUUCCUUAGCUAUGGAUCUAGCUUUAGCACCGCGGCCUCAGGACAGGCACCGUACACUUACCAGAUGCACGGUACCUCAGGGAUUUACCAGGGACCCAAUGGCCUGACCAGUUCUGCAGGGUUCAGCACAGUGCACCAGGAGUAUUCUUCAUAUCCCAGCUUCACCCAAAGCCAGUAUUCGCAGUAUUACAGCUCUUCCUACAACUCUUCUUACAUGUCUGCAAAUAGCAUCAGCCCAUCAGCCAUCCCAACAUCUGCCUAUUCCCUCCAAGAAGCAUCACACAACAUCAACAGUCAGAGCUCCGAAUCACUUCCUGGUGAAUAUACAACACCUGUAAAAGACACAGAAACAGACAGGCAGCCCAGAGGGACUGACGGGAAGCUACGAGGGCGAUCAAAAAGAAGUAAUGAUCCCUCCCCAACAGCCGACACGGAAAUUGAGCGUGUGUUUGUGUGGGACUUGGACGAGACAAUAAUUAUUUUUCACUCCUUACUUACGGGAACCUUUGCAUCCAGAUAUGGGAAGGACACUACUACGUCUGUCCGAAUAGGGCUUAUGAUGGAAGAAAUGAUCUUCAACCUUGCUGAUACACACCUCUUCUUUAAUGAUCUGGAGGACUGUGACCAGAUACACAUAGAUGACGUAUCGUCAGAUGACAAUGGGCAAGAUUUAAGCACAUAUAAUUUCUCAGCAGAUGGCUUUCACAGUUCAACCGCUGGAGCAAAUCUUUGUCUGGGCUCUGGAGUUCACGGGGGAGUUGACUGGAUGAGGAAAUUAGCAUUUCGCUACCGGAGGGUAAAAGAGCUCUACAACACCUACAAAAACAAUGUUGGCGGUUUAAUAGGAGCUCCUAAGAGGGAAACCUGGCUGCAGUUAAGAGCAGAACUGGAAGCGCUGACUGAUCUCUGGCUAACACAUGCUUUGAAAGCUCUGGAUUUGAUACAUUCCCGGCCUAACUGCGUAAAUGUUUUGGUGACUACAACCCAGCUCAUCCCAGCCCUUGCAAAAGUGCUCUUGUAUGGACUGGGUGCAGUCUUCCCCAUUGAAAAUAUUUAUAGUGCAACGAAGACAGGGAAAGAAAGCUGUUUUGAAAGGAUAAUGCAGAGAUUUGGACGGAAAGCUGUGUACAUUGUAAUAGGAGAUGGCGUUGAAGAGGAGCAGGGAGCAAAAAAGCACAACAUGCCUUUUUGGAGGAUCUCCUGUCACGCUGACCUGGAGGCGCUGCGGCACGCACUAGAGCUGGAAUAUUUGUAGCAGUCCCGGAUGUCUCCACAAAGGGCUUUGUAUCACUCCUGAAGACACAAGUCUAUUUCACGGGCAGUUUAUGCUCUCUCUUUCUUGAGGUGGAGCUCUUUUGUAUGAAACCCUUUAAAAGAAUCUGCACCAGGAACACCGCAUACCAAGUUCCUUUUUCUUUGAAUGGAAGAGAAACCUUUAAAUGACCCAAUAACUGGAUGAUGAAAACUGAAGUGGGACAUUUGCCAUGUAAAUUACUUCCAGGCAUGCAGAAGACCAGUUGUGGUUUUAUUUGUUAGGCUUAUUUCUUGCUUUAAUAAAUGGGAAUAGGGUGGGAAGAUAUGACAUGGAGUUUCUAGGGAUAUUUUCUGGACAGUUUAUCAAUUCAGAUGAGUUUCUGAGGAAGAGAGAAAAAAAGAUUGAAACAGAUGAUUUUUUUGUAUUUUUUUAAUUUAUGAACUAAUCCUAUUACUCUGAUAUUAAGCUCAGUACCUGUGUUUGUAUCUGCUGGGUUGGAUUGACUCAGCCCAUUCUAAUUUAAUAGCUCUUUUCUCCAAGGUAAACUCUGGGGAACAAUCAUUAUCAUGACCAUUUGAAAUGAACACAUUUGGGACUGUCGGUGUAACAACUGUAGCUAGUUUUUAAAAACUGUGGCAUGUGGGCUGCACACAUGUCUACAUAGGCUGCCAUCUUGUUUUCACAUGGUUGGGAGGAAGGAUUACCUUGUGAUGAGUGAAUGGCAAUAAAAUUAUGUUUACAACUAAAA